CAUAACUAGUUUCCUAAAUUAAACAGUUUUUACCUAUUUACAUUAUGGGUUUGGACUUUUUCACUGUUAUGCGCAGCUUUGGGGAGUUUAGCAGCACGGCCAUAUUAAUUAUGGUCGGCUGCAUGGGCUCCACAGUAAAUGGCCAAGAUGGGAAUGCGAGUUUCAUGACAAGCGUACACAACGGCCUGACAAUUGUCAUUGUCAUGCACAUUUUUGGUUUUAUCUCAGGCGCCCAUGCCAAUCCGUGCAUCUCGAUUGCAUGCUGGCUCCUUGGCUAUAUUGGCAGUGAGAUGAUGCUUAUCUAUGUGACCUGUCAACUGACGGGUGCCAUAUUUGGCUAUUUUCUAUUGCUCCAAAUGCUACCUCAAGACUUGAUAGAUGGCAGCAAACCAGGGGUUUGUAUGGUCGAACCCAUGGGAAGUCUAUCUAAUGUGCAAAUCUUUGGCAUUGAGUGUUUCUUGACUUCGGUCUUGUUGCUGGGCUGGAGUGCUCUCUGGGAUGUGCGCAGUGGACGUUUCCUGGACUCUGUGACAUUGCGCAUGGGCUGCCUGGUCAUGGCGUGUUGUAUGGCAGGCGGUCAGCUGACAGGCGCCUCGAUGAAUCCGGUCAAGAUGCUUGUACCGACUCUUUUUAAGGGGAACCCGGACACUGUGGUCCUGCAGGUGGGCGGUCAACUGGUAGCAGCCUUUAUAGUGCCCUAUUUAUGGCAGUAUGCAUACUCCCCGCACUACCGUAAGGUAGAGGUAUUAAGCUGUGAUCAUUCUGGGCCAGUAAUAUAGAUCAUAACAUAUUAUAAGGAAAAUACAUAUGUAUAUCGAAUGUACCCAGUAUUAGUUUCGUUGAAUCAAA
Molecule: messenger RNA, 849 nt
Organism: Scaptodrosophila lebanonensis
Lineage: Eukaryota; Metazoa; Arthropoda; Insecta; Diptera; Drosophilidae
Product: aquaporin-2
Exons: 2
Coding region: 45-779 (244 amino acids)
Biological process (GO): transmembrane transport
Cellular component (GO): plasma membrane
Molecular function (GO): water channel activity
Source: RefSeq, a predicted model, not a curated record